Molecule: messenger RNA, 1904 nt
Organism: Lutzomyia longipalpis
Lineage: Eukaryota; Metazoa; Arthropoda; Insecta; Diptera; Psychodidae
Product: cyclin-L2
Exons: 5
Coding region: 143-1558 (471 amino acids)
Biological process (GO): regulation of transcription by RNA polymerase II
Cellular component (GO): nucleus
Molecular function (GO): cyclin-dependent protein serine/threonine kinase regulator activity
Source: RefSeq, a predicted model, not a curated record
GUUUGGAAUACUCGAGAACAACUUCCAGUGGAAUGGUGUGACAUUUUCCAUUGGAAAACGCUCCACUAAGUUGUCAUUGUUUUUUUGGUAACCAUUGAAAACGUUUGCAAGGUGAAAAUUGGUGGAAAACUUGUGAAAAAUAAUGAAUUCGACGAAAAAUGAGGAGUCUACAACGAAACCAAUGCAACGGAUAUACGGGCAAAUUGUAAUUUCGCUCGAGAAUUGCCUGCUGCCGGAUACAAAAUUGGAACAAACCCCCUCGCAUUUGGAUGACUUGGAUCGCGAGACGGAAAUUGACUUGCGAAUUCUGGGAUGUGAGCUCAUCCAGACGGCUGGGAUCUUGCUAAAAUUGCCCCAGGUGGCAAUGGCAACUGGGCAGGUACUAUUUCAGCGUUUCUUUUAUUCUAAAUCAUUUGUCCGACACAAUAUGGAGACCACCGCCAUGAGCUGUGUUUGUCUGGCGUCCAAAAUUGAAGAGGCGCCCAGACGAAUACGCGAUGUUAUUAAUGUUUUCCACCAUAUUAAACAAGUCCGUGCACAAAAACCCAUUACGCCUAUGAUUAUUGAUAUUAACUAUAUCACACUCAAAACUCAAGUUAUCAAGGCGGAGAGGAGAGUCCUCAAGGAAUUGGGCUUCUGCGUACACGUCAAGCAUCCCCACAAGCUAAUUGUGAUGUACCUCCAAGUGCUGGGACUCGAGAAGAACCAGAAAGUGAUGCAGAUGGCAUGGAACUUCAUGAAUGACUCCCUGCGGACGGAUGUGUUCGUGCGGUAUCAGCCUGAGACGAUAGCCUGUGCCUGCAUCUACCUAACUGCUCGGAAGCUGUCCAUUGUCCUCCCGGCGAAUCCCCACUGGUACAGUGUCUUCUCGGUCAGCGAAAACCACAUCCUGGACGUGUGCUAUCGCAUCUGCCAGCUCUACAGGCGCACCAAGGCGAAUGUGGAGAAACUCGAAGCAGCCGUUGAGGAGCUCCGGAAGCGCUACAUGGAUUCCCGGAAAACACGAACGGUAGGGCAGAAUUCCUCACCGGUGCAGCACAGCGUCGACCGAAGCAAUGGGUCAGCACACAAUGCAUGGAGUGGGUUUAUUUCACGAGCAGUGCCAGUACCGGUGGAGGGGAAUGCUGAUGAGCAGAAAAAGUCCCAAUCCAAGUCACGGACACCCAGUCCGUCUAUCGAGGAGAAGAGUCGUUCGCGGAAGAAGAUGAAGCAGAACGAUAGGCGGUCACGGAGUCCACUUGGGAAGCUGAGCAGCAGCAGUAGUAGCAAGAAGAAGUCACGGCAUUCAUCGCGUUCGCCCAGCUCAUCGCCAUCUCUCAAGCACAGAAAAAGUGAUAAAAAGAGCGAUCGGUCUCCUAUUGGAAGUCGCGACAAGUACAUCAAUGGCGAUAAGCAUGGCAGUGGGAAGGAUUACAUCAGUUCCAAGGACUACGGGAAGCGUGAUCGUGAUCGAAGGGAUCGCGAUGGGAAGGAUCGUUCAUCAAAGUACGAUCGCUACAGCUCAUCGAGUCGGGAUCGUUUGAAGCAUCGUGCAAGAUCGAAAGAUGUUCGUCGAUGAAGGAUAAAAAGUGUUUUCUUCUUUUGAAAACCCAUUUUGGAGGUCUUCUGUACAACUUAAUAAUAAUUAUUGAGACACCAAAAGCAAGUGUGAGUUUUAUCGCAAUUUGUAGCAAAAAAAAAAAAAGAUUUAUUUUUUAUACUAUAAAUCAUGAAUGAGGGUAUAAAUUUAUUUCAAAUCUUUAUAAGUUUUUAGCAAAUUAACAAUUCCCUCACAUGUAUAAAGUGUAAAAAAAGAAUAUAAAUCUACAGAAGAAGCAUCUUUAUAUACUACAUAUUAGUAUAAUAGAUAGUUACAAAAUAUAUAUUUUAAGGGACAUGUCAAUAAAAAUUUCUGAUAAAACAAA